This is a messenger RNA of Oncorhynchus mykiss (rainbow trout), 1366 nucleotides long. It is a transcript of the gene anxa4, whose product is annotated as annexin A4. Gene Ontology annotation, cellular component: vesicle membrane; cytoplasm; plasma membrane. Gene Ontology annotation, biological process: negative regulation of coagulation. NCBI's taxonomy places the organism in Eukaryota, Metazoa, Chordata, Actinopteri, Salmoniformes, Salmonidae. Gene Ontology annotation, molecular function: calcium ion binding; calcium-dependent phospholipid binding; phosphatidylserine binding. The record is from RefSeq and is a predicted model, not a curated record.
UAAUGUAGCCUGCCCUAGUGUAACCACAAAGGGGUGGGACCGAAAACUCUUUAUGCCAUCCACUGUGUUGCGUUUUAACGGCCGACGUUCGCAGAAGAGAGCUUCCUUUCGGUCUUCCUCAUUUGAAAAGAUAGGUCGUUUUUACUGUCUAUAGGCUUUUCCCAUCUCUCUUGCUCACGUUUGGAAACUCAAUCUCACUGGCAUAAUGGCAGCGAUUGGCAACCGUGGAACUGUGACUGAAGCCGCUGGCUUCAAGGUAGAGGAGGAUGUAAACAGACUGAGAGGAGCCAUGAAGGGGGCUGGCACGGACGAGGCAGCUGUCAUUGAGGUCCUGGCACGUCGUAGCAUUGCUCAGAGGCAACGCAUCAAGGAGGUUUACAAGCAGACCGUGGGGAAGGACCUGACCGAUGAUCUGCAGGGAGAGCUGACGGGGAACUUUGAGAACGUGGUGCUGGGCCUCCUGAUGACCGCUCCUGUGUAUGAUGCCUACGAGCUGAGGAACGCUAUGAAGGGUGCUGGAACAGAGGAGGCUGCUCUCAUUGAUAUCCUUGCCUCAAGGACGAACGCUGAAAUUAGAGCCAUCGCAGCGGUGUACAUCAAAGAUUAUGAAAAGAACCUGGAGGAAGAUAUCGAUGGUGAUACUUCCGGAAUGUUCCAGAGGGUUCUGGUCUCUUUGCUCACGGCGGGGCGAGAUGAGAGCAACACUGUGGAUGAGGCCCAGGCUGUGAAGGAUGCUAAGGAUAUCUACGAGGCUGGGGAGGCUCGUUGGGGAACAGAUGAAGUCAAGUUCCUCACUGUGCUCUGUGUGAGGAACAGAAAUCACCUACUCCAAGUGUUUAAGGAGUAUCAGAAGAUCUCCGGGAGGGACAUCGAGGACAGCAUUAAGAGGGAGAUGUCUGGCUCUCUGGAGAAUGUCUUUCUGGCAAUAGUGAAAUGCCUUAAAAACAAGCCAGCAUUCUUUGCAGAGCGGUUAUAUAAAUCCAUGAAGGGUCUGGGAACUACAGACAGCGUACUGAUUAGAAUCAUGGUGGCCCGGGCCGAGAUUGACAUGUUGGACAUCAAGACCGAGUUCUUGAAAGCGUACGGCAAGACUCUCCAUUCCUUCAUCAAGGGAGACACAUCUGGAGAUUACCGCAAAAUCCUGCUGGAGCUAUGUGGAGAGUAGGACGUUGAACAUCUAGGACAUCGUUCAGCGAUGACUUCACUCUGCAACAACACCAUUGGUGCCUCUACUAUCUUCUGUUUCCUUUGCUUAAAGGUCUCUCAAUAUCCUCUGCUCUUCUGUAGCCAGAGCAUUUUAGACUGACCAUGAUGCCUUUUUUCACAGUUUGUAAAACUGAUUAAACCAAAGACAGGUGACAUUUUA